CUUCGUACGAUACGUCCCCCAUCGACCUUGACAAAGUUCUCCAUAUCCAACCCUUGGCACUUCCCCUCAGUCUCGGAUUUCCGAUCCAUUCUCAUCCCAUCCCUUACAGCACUCUGGUAUUCCUCAGCGAGUUCCAAACGGCGAUCACUUGUCCAUUGUUGCCGAUUUAGACAUAGCAUUUAAACUCCCUCCAUUGUUUGCGUCAGCGCCCGCGUACCCCACCCCUAGGUAGCGACCGCAAACCCUCCCCGCCGCCCAUACCAAAUACCGACGGGAAUUACAUACAGUACGACGGCCUGUGAUAGCGCGCGGAACCCGUCUCCAACCACACUCAUCAACACUCCGGAACACUGGUGGGAGUGAGGCAUCACCAACUCAAUCGACAAACCGAGGCUGCCUGUGCUGGUGGUCAAGUGUGUGCGCGCAGCACCUGCGCAGUUGCCCCGAUCGGCCUCUUGGCCGCAAGAGUGCAACUUUCCAAAGUUGGCGACAUGCACAUUGCAAGCCGCUAGGUGCAGGAAGGAGCUUUGGACUGCAACUACCUAGGCGCCCCCGCAAACUGAGGUGAAAGGAGGAGAACAGAAUCUAGAGCAGCACUGGAGGAAGGAGCGAAAAGACAUCGGGAGCACUUUCUGCCUCGAAGAUGCCAGACUUGGUCUGGGAAUGAACCGGUCUCGCCUCUCGACAUCUGACGUGUUCCUGUGACAAUUCCCGUCGGUUUGCUCAGCUUCUUCCCAUCUCGGUUUCACUGCUUUUUCUCAACUUCUCGAUUUAUGCUGCUACCUGGCCAUUCAACGGCUCUUUUACUUCACGACAUCACGCCGCCUUUUCAUUAGGUUAUCGGAGUCUGGAGUUCCAGGUUGAUCACUCAGCCUUCCCUUUUACGACUGUCCUCCAAACGGGCUCCUAUCACCUCGCACAAACAACAACAAAGACAGACAGACAUUGACUGCUGUCCAAGAUAUGUCAUAUCCGAAUGGGAGUGGGGGUACGCUUACCCUACCCUCGCCGACACACAUCCAUUCCGUUCGAUCUUUACGAAAGGCCAUUGCACGAUCGCCCUCCAGGGCUCGCCAAGCUUCGACUACACCAGCCGGUUCACCACAGUCCCUCUCCUCACUCGCCGUUUCACUCUCGCAACGACCUUUGGGUGAAGGUUCUACUCCGCUCAAGCCUAGCGAGCGUCUCUCGACCCGUUCAUUGAGACCUGCUAGACCGGUCAACAGGCCGUUAUCCAGGUCACGAAUGUCGCAAAAGAGUCCCCUCAGAAGGUGCUUUGGCUCCCACAGGGACUCGGGCAACCCUAUCCCACCAUCCGUCUCGGCUCCUGAAGCCCGUCCCCGCUGCGGAAGCCCUUCCUCGCGCAGCCCUAGCCCGAUAGCAAGCCCCGUGGCAAGCCCUGUCCACCAUACCGAGGUGACACUGAUCAUGGACCACGCUACUUUGGAAAGCCCGCUCCCCAAGCGGCGCAGUCUGGGUCUCAGGGCUGACCUCCUCGAUGACCCUCCAGCGACAUCGCACCCAUUCGACACCGAUGACGAUGCGCCCAAAGGAUACGAACUGCGGUCGUCCACUCGCCGUACCACCCCGCCUCAGGAUUCCGUGGCCUCGCCUGACAUUUCGAGCCUACCCAAACGAACGACCUCUCUCCGUAAGAGCACCUUACAGCAACGCCAUGAUGAUCAACGCAUUUCGUUGGGUCGGCGUGUCGGAGAGAAACAGCUUAACCAGGCAUCAAAAGCUGCUGCCCCUGCUACUAGCACAACCCGGACCAGGCCGAGGCUAUCCCUCGAUCAAUAUCUUCCGCCUGAUGACCGCGGCAGCCCCUUUACUCAGGCGCCUUUGCCAAGCGCCUCGGUUCAUCCUCUUCCUCGGCCGCCAGCCCAGCGUCACCCCUUGUCCCGGACCAUCACACAGUCUUCAUCCGGCUCUAGCCUCCCUGAUGAGUCCCCCACGCAUCCUCCUGUGAGCUUGGGCGAAAAGCCCAGAGUACCUUUGAACUUCUCAAGAUCACUGCCUUUGGGAGCUCGCCCCCUAGGUGCAAAGAUUCCACCGCCCGUGGCUACACCAAAAUACAAGCGAGCCAAGCCAUUCCAGGCUGCCUUUAUGUCAACGGGACUGGUGUCCAAGAUGAACCGAAACCCCGAGGCUGGCCCGCCCAAGCGUCCUGGAGAUAAUUCCGAUAUUAUGCCCGACACUCCUUGCAAGAAGCAGCCUUAUGACUCUUCAACGUUUCCUCCAAAACCGCUGGGAAGUGCCAGACGCCCCAGAUUGUCUUUUGGCACUGCAACUACUCCUCUUCCUGAUGCUUCGAGCACGCCGCGCGGCAGCCCUUUUGCUCCCCAGGACCGAUCCGCGAGUCUGUUCUUCAAGCAAAUUCGUGGAAACAACCUUCGAAGAGCAAGUCUGUUGAGUUUCGAGGGCGAGGAUGCAGGAGACUCACCUGAGUCCGAUGAUUUUCCCCCGCCAACACCGACUAAGAGUCUUUUCAAGUCACAAUCAACGCCAGCACACCCGCAACAGGCACAAAUGACCCCCACUGCCACACGGUUCACGCAUUCUGCGUCUGCUUUCGGUAUUGGCAAGGAGCACAGCACUCCGAGUUCAAGCUUCGGAUUUACAAGUCCACUAGGUCGACACAGCAACGGGCAGACAGAUCAUCCCACCACGCGUCCCACCACGGCUGACGGUGAGCCUCUCCCAGUCGGCAUCAAAGACUCACCGCGGAUGAGCCAGUCUCUCCCCUCCUUUACCAUGCGCCGCGGACGUGGCAACUCCUUCACCACUCCUGCCCCCGUCAAGACCAACCCCACCAUAGUGGAAGCCUCAGAAAAGCAUACACCUGAUUCAGCCAGCCCAGUAAAUCCAAGGAAUCCUAAGACACCCUCGGAAAGUAUGGGCCCGCCUGACGGAAAUUUUCUGACCAUCUCAAAUGCUCGCAAAGGCAAUAUCAAGUUUGCUCGGUCGCCGUCGACACCUACAACACUCGUCGGCCCAGGACUUCCGUCAGCAACACCUGAAGGCCAGCCACUUACCAAGGGGCAGAACCGUCGAAUCAGCUCUACGCCCCAAAACGUGAAUGCUCCUAGCAGUGUCGAUGAAGCACUGUAUAGUCGCUUCGACAAAGCUGAGGUGAUUGGGGGUGGAGCCUUUUCGCAAGUGUAUCGUGUUGUUCAACGCUCCACAAUGGCUUCCUUUUCGUCAUUUACAUCAACUCCCGGCAGACAUACGCCCGAGGUAGAGAAGGUCUUUGCCGUCAAGAAAAUCGCUUUCUCUGGCCAUGGUGAGAAGCAACGCGAAAGCAAGAUGCGCGAGGUCAACGUCUUGAAGGCCCUGAGUACUUCCGACAAGAUCGUGCACUAUGUCGACAGCUGGGAGCAAAACGGAUGUCUAUACAUCCAGACUGAGUAUUGCACCGAAGGCAGUCUUGACGCAUUCCUCAGAGAGGUUGGGCAAAACGGCAGGAUGGAUGAUUUCCGCAUCUGGAAGACAUUGCUUGAACUAAGUCAGGGUCUUUCCGCCAUUCACGGCGCUGGCUUCAUUCACCUGGAUCUGAAACCUGCCAAUAUCUUCAUCGGGUUCGACGGCUAUCUCAAGAUCGGCGACUUUGGAUUCGCAGUCCCAUGGCCGGCCCCCAAAGGGGUCGAAGGCGAAGGUGACCGAGAGUACAUUGGUCCUGAGAUCUUGUUGGGACAGUACGACAAGCCAGCCGAUAUCUUUGCUCUUGGACUUAUCAUCUUAGAGAUUGCUUGCAAUGUCUAUCUUCCCGACAACGGUCCAACUUGGCAGGCCCUUCGGAAUGGCGAUCUGACGGUUGUGCCUAGUCUUACCUCGAGUGAUGGUGGUGGUAUCGUUCGGGAUGCACAGAUUGCCACCGAUGAUGGCGAUCUCUCUGCCUUCAGCUCAGUCACAUAUGACCCGAGCAACUUGUUUGGUGCGCAAAAGAGAAGCGAGCUCCAGGAACCCCCAAGGUUCAUGAUGGAUGCCAAUGAUCCGCACUCACUAGACAGCGUUGUCCGGUGGAUGAUCCAGCCUGAGCCUGCGAAUCGACCUACGGCCGAGGCUCUCCUGAAGGUAGAGUCCGUUGACUGGGUUGCUUGCCGCAGGACCGCCGGAGCAACGGUGUACGAAGGCAACUGGGGCUUGGAGACCGCUUCGACCACGGAACAGUUCGACACGACGAUGACUGACGUUUGAACAAGCAUCUUGGAAAAUUCAUCACCUUGCAUCCCGGGUGGAUAUCGUCUUGCCGGAGAGGGGUCGGUUGUCUUGCACCGACCCUUCACCAGAAGUAUAUAUGUGCCUAGGUUUUGUCGGUCGGAUAUGUUGGCUGGAUAUCCACCACGGAUAGGAUUUCGAAUCAUUUGGGGCCCAUUGUAUGAGCUCUGGGAUACCAUAUCCUUUGUAUGGGAUUGCUACAUUGCGACAAAGUUCCUUUCCGAUCUGAACACCAUUCGAUAACCGUUUGGAACAGCGGUCGGUUGUCUUUCGAUUGUUCACAGAGUUUAGUGGCAUAGUCCGCUUCGGGCUGUGGAAUCAAGGUUACUCCGAACCAUUUCUCUAUUCUCGCCCUCAACAUUUCCUACUAUUUUCCGUUAUGGGCAUUCAAUUGGAAUGCUAAGCGACCACUUUUAGAAGCCUUGGCCAUCUGCUCGCUUAGCUGUAUCGGCAAAGCCAGUGGCAAGACUGCAACUUAAUUUCGCAUGGGACAAAUUAGGAUCAGUCAUAUUUUCUGCAUUUUUCUGCUACGGCUGGUUUCAUUGUUAUGGGUACCACAACUGGAUCUUUUCUCAUGCAUACAUCGGCGUUUGUGGCAAAGGCGGGCGAUGCAUUACUAUAAGGGAAAUGGGAUGUAGAGACACCACAAGUUUCUGGCGUUUUGCGCUUCAUAACUACUGUUUGCUUUACUUUGGGAGAAGGGCAUAUUGUCUUGUAUUUCAUUACGCGUAUAGACGUACGUGUGUAUGGACUAAAGCUGUGAGAUGUAGCAUUGUCUAUCUAUUGUUUUGAGGGAAGGAAAGGACAGUUGAAUGACUGUAUUUGAAAGAGGCGGUGGGUGUUUUACACGCAUCAGAUGGAAGAUUGGUUGGUUGCUCUCGCCUUGUUGGCGUGGUAACGAUGGGACAAGCG
Molecule: messenger RNA, 5130 nt
Organism: Neurospora crassa OR74A
Lineage: Eukaryota; Fungi; Ascomycota; Sordariomycetes; Sordariales; Sordariaceae
Gene: stk-29
Product: protein kinase
Exons: 2
Coding region: 964-4197 (1077 amino acids)
Biological process (GO): protein phosphorylation
Molecular function (GO): ATP binding; protein kinase activity
Source: RefSeq, a predicted model, not a curated record